Molecule: messenger RNA, 1842 nt
Organism: Arabidopsis thaliana (thale cress)
Lineage: Eukaryota; Viridiplantae; Streptophyta; Magnoliopsida; Brassicales; Brassicaceae
Product: transmembrane protein, putative (DUF247)
Exons: 2
Coding region: 96-1433 (445 amino acids)
Source: RefSeq, marked reviewed
CUUUAACUCAGUUACAUGUUAGCUUUGACAUUUGACAAUUAUUGUCUCUAUCUCUCUCUCGAUCUCCCGAGCUUCAACAUUGACGAGCAGAAAUCAUGGUUUUGUUUUCCGAUGGUCGCUCAACUUCCACCCACAAAAGGUACAGACGGUUGUCAUGGUUCGUGCCAAUCCACAGUUUCCAUGAAAUUACCAGACGUGAUCUAGGCCAAAACUUGCACAACCACGUGGAGACUUACGUGGAGCCCAGUAAGAUCGAAGUAAAAGAAGAAAAGCCAAGAGAGACACGAGAAGAAUGGGUGAUCUCGAUCAAGGACAAGAUGGAGAAAGCACUUAGUUACGACGCAACAAAUAGCUGGGACAAGCUCUGUAUCUACAGAGUUCCUUUCUAUCUUCAAGAGAACGACAAGAAGUCUUACUUACCUCAAACUGUCUCUAUUGGUCCGUACCACCAUGGAAAGGUACACCUCAGACCCAUGGAGCGUCACAAAUGGCGAGCGGUCAAUAUGAUCAUGGCACGUACCAAGCACAACAUUGAAAUGUAUAUUGACGCCAUGAAAGAGCUCGAGGAGGAGGCUCGUGCUUGCUACCAAGGUCCCAUUGACAUGAAGAAUAGUAAUGAGUUCACAGAAAUGCUUGUUCUUGAUGGUUGUUUCGUUCUCGAGCUCUUCAAGGGAACAAUUCAAGGAUUCCAGAAAAUUGGAUAUGCACGUAACGACCCGGUUUUCGCUAAGCGAGGAUUGAUGCAUUCGAUUCAACGUGACAUGAUAAUGUUGGAAAACCAACUUCCUCUGUUCGUUCUCGACCGGUUAUUAGGGCUACAAACCGGUACACCGAACCAAACGGGUAUAGUGGCAGAAGUAGCUGUUCGGUUCUUCAAAACACUAAUGCCAACUAGCGAGGUGCUGACCAAAUCAGAAAGAUCGUUAGACUCGCAGGAAAAAUCCGAUGAAUUGGGUGACAAUGGCGGGUUGCACUGUUUGGAUGUGUUCCAUCGAAGUCUCAUCCAAUCUAGUGAGACAACUAAUCAAGGGACUCCAUAUGAGGAUAUGAGCAUGGUGGAAAAGCAACAACAAUUGAUACAUUGCGUGACAGAACUAAGAGGCGCAGGUGUUAACUUCAUGAGGAAAGAAACCGGCCAGCUUUGGGACAUUGAAUUCAAAAACGGUUAUCUAAAGAUACCGAAACUACUAAUCCAUGAUGGUGAGUUAACCGGUUUUUUCUUCUCUACUUUUCUAUUAGUUCCUCACAAAUUUUUACUAUCCAUUAUCUUUAAGAUCUUACAGUUUGACAAAGAAUAUAUUUGUUACCAAAACACUGUGGUCUCACUUGUUUCUUGUAGGUACCAAGUCUCUUUUCUCAAAUCUUAUUGCUUUCGAGCAGUGCCAUACACAAUCAAGCAACAACAUAACAUCCUACAUAAUCUUCAUGGAUAAUCUAAUAAACUCUUCUCAAGAUGUUAGCUACUUGCACCACGACGGUAUUAUUGAGCAUUGGUUAGGGAGUGAUUCUGAAGUUGCAGAUUUGUUCAACCGGUUAUGUAAAGAAGUGAUCUUUGAUCCAAAAGAUGGGUAUCUAUCUCAACUGUCUCGUGAAGUUAACCGUUAUUAUAGUCGUAAGUGGAACUCGUUGAAGGCUACUCUAAGACAAAAGUACUUCAAUAACCCUUGGGCAUAUUUCUCCUUUUCAGCUGCAGUUAUUCUGCUAUUUCUCACAUUCUUUCAAAGCUUCUUUGCUGUCUAUGCUUAUUAUAAGCCACUCUCUUAGUUUUCAUUUUUUUUUUUCAUUUUAUUUACAAUAUUUGUAUUUCUUGUUUUUUCAAUAUUUUCUAUUCAUAAUUAAAAA